AUGGCGAUUGCAAGACCACUAAUCGAUAAGGGUCAUAAUGUGACAAUUGUGACAACCAUGGCUAUCAAGGAUAAAAAUCCCAAAUACAAUCAUAUCUUCUUGCCACCCGCUGAAGAAGACUAUGCCAAAUAUCAACAAAUUCUCAGUACUGCAGCUGGACAGUCUUCUAGCUUUGAUUCAUAUAAAGAUAUUUUCUGGGCAAAUGUAGAACGAGUUCGAAUACAGGAUAAAGCUAUCAGUAAUCCGCGUUUCAAGGAGCUUCUUGAAAAUCCUGGAAAUAAAUUUGAUGCUGUCAUCAUCGGAUGGGUAUUUAAUACUUAUCAGAUUGGAAUUGCUGCUCAUUUUAAAUGCCCGGUUAUAUUGAGUUUUAUCAAUCAUCCAACGUCGCUUGUGUUAUCAUUUUCUGGAAGUCCAUCUUCAUUAGCUACUGUUCCCAGUAUGUUCCCCUAUGAUCUCAUGUGUUUCAAAAACAGAUUGAAAAAUAUGUUUUUUGCACUAAUAUGGCUCGUUCUUGAAGAAUUUUCAGAAUACAAAAUGGCUCAAUAUUAUGAAUAUCCUUCGUAUGACGAAAUGAAGAAAAAUAUUUCCCUAGUGUUUUGUGCGUCUCAUUUUGUUGAUGGACGAAUUCGAGCACUGACUCCAGGUUUUAUAGAAAUUGGUGGAAUCCAAGUUAAGGAAAAACCUGAUCCUCCACCAAAGGACGUCGAAGAAUUCAUCGAAACUGCCGACGAUGGUUUCAUUUUCUUUAGUUUGGGCACAAACAUUAAGACCGCCGAUAUAUCACCAAAUGCAACUAUGGCAAUUUUUAGAGUUCUUUCCCAAUCAAAAUAUAAAGUUCUUUGGAAAUGGGAUGAUGUUGAUCCUCCAGGGAAAUCUCCAAACAUCAUGUUCCGAAAAUGGUUUCCUCAAGAUGAUCUUCUGGCUAAUUCAAAACUCAAACUUUUCAUCACCCAUGCAGGAAAAGGUAGUACUGUAGAAGCUACAUAUCAUGGUGUUCCUAUGAUAGCACUUCCUAUUUAUGGUGAUCAGUUUGGAAAUGCUAGAGAAAUAACCGAAAUGGGCUAUGGACUGACUGUAAAUCAUUGGAAUGCUACUGAAGAUAGUUUUCGAAAGGAUUUCUAUGAAGUUCUUGAAAAACCUAAAUAUUUAAAAGCUGUAACGAAAUUUUCACAAAGGUACAGAGAUCGACCAUUGUCGCCGAGAGAAAGUGUUGUUUUUUGGACGGAGUAUGUUAUACGGCAUCGUGGAGCUAAGCAUAUGCAGAGUCCAUUGUAG
This is a messenger RNA of Episyrphus balteatus (marmalade hoverfly), 1275 nucleotides long. Its product is annotated as UDP-glycosyltransferase UGT5-like. The transcript is spliced from 4 exons. Gene Ontology annotation, molecular function: UDP-glycosyltransferase activity. The record is from RefSeq and is a predicted model, not a curated record. Bases 1 to 1275 code for a protein of 424 amino acids. NCBI's taxonomy places the organism in Eukaryota, Metazoa, Arthropoda, Insecta, Diptera, Syrphidae.